AUGACGAACAAACCACCUCCACCAGCAUCAACUGGGACCUCAGCCGCCAAGCUCCCGCCCUCCUCCUAUAGCGGUUCGGCCACCCUAUUCAACGAAUCCAACCUCUUGAGGAUUGAAUUGGAUCACCUUCUUCAACUGCUUUCGUGGGAGGCGGUUGGAGUAGUGUUGCUUGACAGCUGCGGCCUAGAGUUCUUGCAAGUGGGUUGUGGUGACGAGGAGAGUGGGAUUUCCAUUUGGGCUCUCCAAUCGGCUAGGGCUUGUGAGAAGACCGCAAUUUUGGAAGGUAUACUUAUAUGGGUUACGACUAAUUAA
Striga asiatica is the source of this 312-nucleotide messenger RNA. Lineage: Eukaryota; Viridiplantae; Streptophyta; Magnoliopsida; Lamiales; Orobanchaceae. The record is from the annotation of a GenBank genome assembly.